AAUUUUUGAGGGCUUGUCAAGAAGAUGGCGGCUUCCUGGGCGGCAUGAAAAGAUGUAGAGUUAGCAAAAUCUACGGUGAAAGGUGUACCCAGGGUUGAAUUCGUUUUCUGAGUCCUCCCUCGAGAUUUUUUUUUGUAAAUUAACAAAUCGGAACGAGGCUGUGCAUGGGAUUUCUGUCUCGCUAGAGAAGUAGAAAUGGCUUCUUCAGGCACCAAGGCCUCUGGACCUGCGGUUCUGCAGCCGCGCUGGAAGAGAGUUCUGGGCUGGUCCGGCCCGGUUCCUCGCCCGAGACACGGACAUCGAGCUGUGGCCAUUAAAGAGUUGAUGGUGGUAUUCGGCGGAGGGAAUGAAGGGAUUGUGGAUGAGCUGCACGUCUAUAACACAGCCACCAAUCAGUGGUUUAUUCCUGCUGUCCGGGGUGACAUUCCUCCUGGAUGUGCCGCUUAUGGGUUCGUUUGCGAUGGCACCAGACUUCUGGUAUUCGGUGGUAUGGUCGAGUAUGGAAAGUACAGCAACGACCUUUAUGAACUACAGGCAAGUAGAUGGGAGUGGAAACGGUUGAAGCCCAAAGCUCCUAAAAAUGGACCCCCACCAUGUCCCCGUCUGGGUCACAGUUUUUCUCUCGUUGGAAACAAAUGUUAUCUGUUUGGUGGACUGGCUAAUGACAGUGAGGAUCCCAAAAACAAUAUUCCAAGAUACCUAAAUGACUUGUACACACUGGAGCUGCGCCCAGGGUCAAACAUAGCAGGCUGGGACAUCCCCAUUACAUACGGUGUCCUGCCGCCUCCUCGUGAGAGCCACACUGCCGUUGUCCACACGGAGAAAACGUCCAAGAAGUCUCGCCUCAUCAUCUACGGUGGUAUGAGUGGAUGCCGCCUUGGAGACCUCUGGACUUUAGACAUAGAUACUUUGACCUGGAACAAACCGACUAUAAGUGGUACAGCUCCUCUGCCCCGGAGUCUCCAUUCUGCCACCACUAUAACCAACAAGAUGUUUGUGUUUGGUGGAUGGGUUCCUCUUGUUAUGGAUGAUGUCAAAGUGGCAACCCAUGAGAAGGAAUGGAAAUGCACUAACACAUUGGCAUGCUUAAAUCUAGACACAAUGUGUUGGGAAACAAUCUUGAUGGACACAUUAGAGGAUAAUAUCCCAAGAGCGAGAGCUGGACACUGUUCUGUAGCUAUUAACAACAGGCUAUACGUCUGGAGUGGCAGGGAUGGCUACCGCAAAGCCUGGAACAACCAAGUUUGCUGCAAGGAUCUGUGGUAUCUGGAGACAGAUCGCCCACUGCCACCGUCACGAGUCCAGUUGGUCCGUGCCAACACAAACUCUCUUGAGGUGAGCUGGGGGGCAGUGCCCACUGCUGACACAUACCUGCUACAGCUGCAAAAAUAUGACAUCCCUGCUGCGACCGCUGCCACUUCUCCGACUGUCACCCCUUCUCUACCCGUCAACUCGCCCAAGAGUCCUGUGCCCGCAGCUGCUGCGCCUGCAGCUCAAAGCAUGCCCCUGUCUGGGGUCACGCUGGUGCCACAAAGUCCUUCACCCACCACCUCAAUUCCAGGCAGCCCACUAGCAGCUUCACCUCGUGGACCAGCUAUUCUUAAAGUGGCAGCACCUCAUUCAGCAACUGGGGCUUCGCUCGUUACUGUGCGUCAGGCAACACCAGGGGCCAAAUCCCCAGUCACAGUUACAUCACUUCCUGCUGGAGUUCGCAUGGUUGUCCCAGCACAGAGCACCCAGGGAACACCAAUUGGCAGCAGCCCUCAAAUGAGUGGCAUGGCUGCUUUGGCUGCAGCGGCAGCUGCCACGCAGAAAAUCCCGCCCUCGUCCGGAACCACUGUGCUAAAUGUUCCAGCAGGAGCCACCAUCAUGAAAACUGUUGCUGUGACUCCAGGAUCCACAACUUUGCCGGCCACUGUCAAAGUAGCUUCGCCUGUUAUGGUUACCAACCCUGCUACCAGGAUGCUAAAAACCGCAGCUGCCCAGGUUGGCACUUCAGCCAUCUCUACGCCCAACACCCCUACUCGGCCCAUCAUCACCGUACACAAAUCUGGCACAGUGACUGUGGCUCAGCAGGCCCAGGUUGUCACCACUAUGGUUGGAGGAGUCACCAAAACCAUAACCCUGGUUAAGAGCCCAAUUACCAUGGGUAGUGGUGGCACUCUGCUCUCCAGCCUUGGGAAGAUGAUGUCCGUGGUUCAGACCAAACCAGUACAAACCUCUUCAGUGACUGGGCAGGCUGGAAACAGUCCUGUCACUCUAAUACAGACAAAGACUCCUCUGCCCGCUGGUACCAUUCUGAAGCUGGUGACAUCUGCAGAUGGCAAGCCCACAACCAUCAUUACAACGUCCCAGGCAGGAGGAACCGGCACCAAGCCAACUAUCCUGGGCAUCAGCAGCGUCUCUCCGAACACAACUAACAAACCAGGCACAACCUAUAUUAAAACCAUUCCCAUGUCUGCCCUUCAGCAAGGAGCAACAGGUGUGACCAGCAGUGGUGGCAUCAAGUCUCCCAUCACAAUUAUCACCACCAAGAUGGUCACUCCUGGCACGGGCACACCAGGCAAAAUCAUUACAGCUAUGCCUAAGCUGACGGGUACAGGACAACAGGGGGUCACGCAGGUGGUCUUGAAGGGGGCACCUGGGCAACCGGGCACCAUCCUACGUACAGUUCCCAUGGGUGGAGUGCGGCUAGUUUCACCGGGCACUGUGUCAGCUGGGAAACCAACUGUUACGACACUUGUCGUCAAGGGCACCACGGGUAUGACAACUCUGGGUACAGUGACCAACACCGCAUCCUCCAGCGUGGUGGGUGCCAACGCCAGCCUUGCAACUCCUGCUACCACCCUUUCCACCAUUGCUACGCUGUCCAACCAAGUUCCUGCAGCUAUCACUGUACCUGCUGCACAGACCAGCCUCGCCACAGCCACGAUACAAUCUGCUCCACAGCCUACUACAGUUACUUUGAUCACAACACCAAGUGGUGCCGAGGCCCAACCUGCACCGGACCUUCCUGUUUCCAUCCUGGCAUCACCCACCUCCGACCAGCCCUCCAACACUGGUGCAGAUGCUGGUGAUGGUGCUGGCGAUGGUACAGCUACCGUGACUUUGGUCUGCUCUAAUCCACCGUGUGAGACCCAUGAGACCGGAACGACCAACACUGCUACGACUGCUGCUGCCAAGAUUUGUUCCAACCCCCCGUGCGAAACGCACGUAACGGGCACUACCAACACAGCCACGACCGCCUCGGCCAACAUGGGUGCUGUACAGCAGGUGUGCACCAACCCACCUUCAGAGACCCAUGACACGGGCACUACCAACACGGCCACCACUGCCAGCUGCAAUAUGGGCUCUACAGAAAUGGGCACAGUUGACAGCAAACCAGGGGCUUCUACGUCAGGUGAGUCCACAGCUUCUGGUACGGACCCAGCUGAACCCGCCUCAGAGAACGGUUCUGCGUCUGGCUCCAUGCGUCCUGAGAAUGCCCGCACAGGGACCACCAACACCUCCACCACUGCCCGCUCUAAUAUGGGUUCUGAUCAGACAGGAACAGUUCAAAGCUCCAGCAAGAGCCAAGCUGCAAUUUCUUCCACGGUUAUGCCUCUCUCUACCAGCCCUUCCUCUGAGACACUUGAGACGAGCACCCCAGAUGCUUCAUCUAAUGUGGAAGGUGUUAAACCGGUCUGUUCAGAUCCACCUUCUGAAACGGGCACAACCAAAACUUCUACACAAUCAACCUCUACUGUGGGCAGUGGGGAGGCCAAUGUGGUGCAAAAGGUGUGCUCCAAUCCACCCUGUGAGACCCACGAGACGGGCACUACCAACACGCCGACCCAAGCUUCAUCGCCAAGUGGCGCUGGACAAGAUGGCACUGUGCAAAGGGUGUGCUCCAAUCCACCAUGUGAAAGCCCCGAGACGGGCACUACCAACACGCCGACCCAAGCUUCAUCGCCAAGUGGCGCUGGACAAGAUGGCACUGUGCAAAGGGUGUGCUCCAAUCCACCAUGUGAAACCCACGAGACUGGCACUACCAACACGCCCACCCAAUCCUCAUCUACCAUGGGUGCUGGACAAAAUGACACUGUGCAAAGGGUGUGCUCCAAUCCACCCUGUGAAACCCACGAGACGGGCACUACCAACACGCCCACCCAAUCCUCAUCUACCAUGGGCGCUGGACAAAAUGACACUGUGCAAAGGGUGUGCUCCAAUCCACCCUGUGAAACCCACGAGACUGGCACUACCAAUACGCCCACCCAAUCCUCAUCUACAAUGGGCGCUGGACAAAAUGGCACUGUGCAAAGGGUGUGCUCCAAUCCACCCUGUGAAACCCACGAGACGGGCACUACCAACACGCCGACCCAAUCCUCAUCUUCUAUCGGUGCCGAUGAGAAUGGCACCGUGCAAAGAGUGUGCUCCAAUCCACCCUGUGAAACCCAUGAGACGGGGACUACAAAUACAGCCACUACGGCUACUAGCAGCUUAGAAACUGGAGAUGGAGCAGCUGAACAGGGUGGUGAGGGACAGGUUGACAGUGGAAUCAGUUCAGAACCCACAUCCUCUACAGAACCAGUCAAUCCUGCAACACAAAGCAGGGCCAUCACCACAGUGACACAGGCCACGCCCACUCCAGGACCAGCAGUACCGGAGAUCUCCUCCAUGGCCAGUUCAGCAGUUGUGGCUGAGGUUCCCGAGGUUCCAGGUGAGGCAGAGGCCAUGGAGCAGACAAGUGCAGAGGCUGUAGCAGCCGAACAGGAGCCAAUGCAGACAGAGUGCCAGGGGGAACUGGGUGAAGAAACAGCCAUCAGGGUGGUUGCCAUAGACGAAAGUGCAGGGGCCGAUGAGGGCACCGUGCUUCAGGUUCAUGUUGCCAUGGAAGCGCAACCAGGCCAAGGAGACCAGGCUGAGCAGAUGGAUGCUGGUGUGGAGGGCGCAGAAGCGAUGAGUCUCGCACCUCAGGACUCUGAAGCCCUCGCUCUACCCCAGGAGCUGAUGUCUGCAGAAGGUCAGCAAACCACCCUCAUGGUGACCGGACUGACCCCAGAGGAGCUGGCUGUGACUGCAGCUGCGGAGGCUGCGGCGCAGGCAGCCGCUUCAGAGGAGGCCCAGGCCCUCGCCAUCCAGGCUGUACUACAGGCGGCUCAACAGGCUGUGCUCAGUGGAGAUGCAGGACAUGACCAGCAGCCAACCACCAUCCCCAUCGUCCUGACGCAGCAGGAACUUGCAGCUCUCGUUCAGCAGCAGCAACAGUUGCAGGAGGCGCAGGCGGCAGCAGCCCAACAGUUGAGUGCCGAAGCGGCUGCGGCUGCACUGCCCACCGAAGGUUUAGCACCGGCAGACAGCCUCAACGACCCGGCGUCUGAGAGCAACGGUCACGAGAUGGCGGCCGCUGUUACAGCAACUGUGGCCCGUCUUCUACCACGCGCUUCUGCUGAAACUCUGGCCCCGUCGAUUACUUUCGCACCAUCCCAGCCGUUGGUGGUCGCCAGCCCUGCCAAGAUGCAAGCAGCCACAGCUUUGACCGAGGUGGCCAAUGGAAUUGAGUCUGCAGCUGGGAAGCAAGAUGCCCCUCCGGUUGUGGUGAAGCCGCCGGUGAAGAAAGAGAAUCAGUGGUUUGACGUUGGAAUCGUCAAAGUGACAAACAUGGUUGUCACUCACUAUUAUGUGCCGGCAGAUGAUUCUGCGGUUACUGAUGAUGAUUCUGGUACGGUGCCGGACUACAGCAAGAUGAAGAAGAUCGAAUUGUCUCCUGGCACAGCUUACAAGUUUCGUGUAGCGGGCGUCAAUGCGUGCGGCCGUGGAACGUUCUCCGAGGUCUCUGCGUUUAAGACCUGCUUACCCGGCUUCCCCGGAGCACCGUGUGCCAUCAAAAUCAGCAAGAGCCCUGAUGGUGCCCAUCUGACCUGGGAGCCUCCUUCAGUCACAUCAGGGAAGAUCAUCGAGUACUCUGUGUAUCUGGCCAUCCAGAGCUCACAGACAGUCGAGGCGAAAGUGUCCGCUCCGGCGCAGCUCGCCUUUAUGCGGGUGUACUGUGGACCUAACCCAUCGUGUCUGGUGCAGUCAUCUAGUCUCUCCAACGCCCACAUCGACUACACCACCAAACCCGCCAUCAUCUUCCGCAUUGCUGCACGUAAUGAGAAGGGUUAUGGCCCCGCCACGCAAGUCAGGUGGCUUCAAGAAACCAGUAAAGAUGGCUCGGCAGCCAAACCAGCAGCAAAGAGACCCGUCUCGUCACCUGACAUGAAAGGCACUGGUCCAAAGAAAGCCAGAUCUGACCAGUGAGAGAGCUCUGACCCCGCCCUCCUUUGAGCUGAACCGUGACUAAAACUCCACUUCCUGCUGAAUGACCUUCUUGUCUUCUUCCAUGCUCUCCCCAUUCCAUCCUCCACAACAGGAAACGGGAGCCAAAAAUAGGAUGUAGUUCCGACUAAAAAGGAUAUCCAUCCGAGGAAAAUCAGCUCCCAUCACUGGACAUUAUGGUGCCAUGGACGCCAACUGUAUUUAUUAAACCAAUCAUAAUUGUUCCUUCCUCAGAGUCAAAAGCACAUGCAUUUGCUUUUCCUGACAGUUUUGUGUAAAAAGAUUUCAAUGGCAGCGUUCAGUUUAGUAUUCACCCAUCAUAUGGUUUUAUUUUUACGCUUCUUUCAAUACAAGCAAUAGAUAACAAAAUUAACAUUUGCUCUUUUGUCGAUGUUUUCAUUAUUUGAACAAGUCUGUAUAUUUCAACCUUGUGCUGAAACCAUGCAAAGGAAACGGACGGAGCGCAGACGACAACGACUUCACUGGGAAACGCGUGGUUGAAAACGAUUCAAAUGAAAACGAACAGCACUUGGUGACGCUUGAGAGGGAAAAGACUCUGUAAUUAUUCAUUCAUUCACUGAGAGUUCAGUAGCUUCGUUUUACAUCACUGUGUGUUCAUACGUUUGCUGUGAGGAUCAGAAUCGAGGAGCGUAAUGCUGAAGAUACAAAGACUUCAACCCAUGUAGAUGAAAUCAUACUACUUUUGCAUUACGUCAACUAUAUCUUGUAUAAAGAGCGAAAAUCCCAAAAAUAGUAAAUGGUGAUACAGGAGUUCAUUGUGUGUGGUUUAUUUUUGUUGUUAUUUUUUUAAGAAAAGGUCUCUUCUUGUGUAUGUGUGCUUCAGAGCGACGUUUUAAAAACCUCACACCUCUCCUGAACAUGUCACCGGGUCAUUCCUAAAGUCUUUUUGAUUGGGGAAUUGAUAAGUGGUGGCCACGGUUUUCAUAUCCCAUGUUCAUUAGAUUUCAACUUUUUUGGGGGAAGUGUGGUGUAUAAUGUAUGUAUUUGUUUUGAAGAAUUUCCCACAACCAAGCUUGAUGAAAGUCUCUCUCUUUCUUUUCCCCCAUACAUUUUUAUUCUUUGGCAUUUAUUGGAGCCUUCAUCAGGAAAAAGAUGCUUUUAUUUUAAUCCUUGUCAUCCUUUCACUAGUUUAUAGUUUGUGUAAAUUAAAUUUCUCAAUCUGACCUUUCUUUUAUUUCAUGUGUUGGUAGACAUGAAUUUGAGAGUCUACUCCGAUGGACUGGGAUGUUUGGAGAUGUUGGCCUGUGUAAAUGCUGUAGUGAUGGAGUUUUAUGAAAGGUUUGACGAGUGUCGAAACAGUUUUUUUCUGUUUCUCCAAUGGUUGACAAACGUUCGAGACGGAUUGAUGGCUUAGCCGGAGCGUGAACUCGGUUGUAAAUUAGUUCUUUCACGUAGCAAGACGUAAUACAAAAAAACUCUUUGCCUUUUUUAUAUAAUUAUCUGUAACAAAAUGUUUUUACAUGUUGUCACUUAUGAUUGCUUUUGUGUCUUGACAUAUAAAAGUAAUGGAAUUCUGUG
Molecule: messenger RNA, 7836 nt
Organism: Paramisgurnus dabryanus
Lineage: Eukaryota; Metazoa; Chordata; Actinopteri; Cypriniformes; Cobitidae
Source: RefSeq, a predicted model, not a curated record